UGUGCGUUCUGUAAUAUGACUCCCCCGGAAACUGCAUCAUCGUUACUUGGUUCCACUAUCGCCAGAGGCCUUCCCCGACUGGCAGGGAAGUCCGGUGGCGCCGGUCGGAGGAAGAGGCCGCCCUCGCCGUUUGUGGUCCUCGCGGCAGGCGGGAGGCGAGCGUACUCUCGAAAGCCUACGGCUCCUGCGACCCCUCUUACCAGCGCAAUGGCAGUCCCAGGUUGCAACAAGGACAGUGUCCGGGCAGGCUGUAAAAAAUGUGGCUAUCCUGGUCAUCUGACAUUUGAAUGCCGCAAUUUUCUCCGAGUAGACCCCAAAAGGGACAUAGUUUUGGAUGUGAGCAGCACAAGUAGUGAAGAGAGUGAUGAAGAGAAUGAAGAACUGAAUAAAUUGCAGGCAUUACAAGAAAAAAGAGUAAAUGAAGAAGAGGAGAAGAAAAAAGCAAAAAGCAAAGAGAAAAUCAAGUUGAAAAAAAAAAGAAAAAGGUCUUAUUCAUCCAGUUCCACUGAAGAGGACACUUCAAAACAAAAGAAACAAAAAUAUCAGAAGAAAGAAAAGAAAAAAGAAAAAAAUAAGUCAAAAAGGGGGAAACACCACAAAAAGGAAAAAAAGAAGAGAAAAAAGGAAAAGCAUUCUUCCACCCCUAAUCCUUCUGAGAUCUGCAAAAAGUAACUGAAUCUUCAGCCUAAGCCAUUAAAUUUUAAAAUUUGGUUUUAGAAAUUAUUUGACCUUCCUUGGAAUUUGCUAUAUAAUCAUGCUUUGCAAUAAAUCACAGCCUUUUCCAUAUAGA
Messenger RNA from Herpailurus yagouaroundi (jaguarundi), 790 nucleotides. It is a transcript of the gene SREK1IP1, whose product is annotated as SREK1 interacting protein 1. Gene Ontology annotation, molecular function: zinc ion binding; nucleic acid binding. The record is from RefSeq and is a predicted model, not a curated record. Lineage: Eukaryota; Metazoa; Chordata; Mammalia; Carnivora; Felidae.